GCGUCGCGCCGCGCCAGCAGACAGGCAAGACCCGACCCUGGGAAUAAAAAAACGCGCAGCCCCGUCUGUUUGAAGAUUAUUUUAUUACAGCGAGGUAGGGCAGUUCAGUCAAUUUCUCCAUGAAUGUACGUCACAAUGAUGAUGACAGACCAGAUUCCACUGGACUUGGCUCCGCCCCCCCUCCUGAACGGGGAGGUCCCUCUCAUGCCUCACAUGGUUAACGGUGACGCAGCGCAGCAGGUGAUCCUGGUGCAGGUGAACCCGGGGGAGACGUUUACCAUCCGGGCAGAGGACGGCUCACUGCAAUGCAUCCAGGGUCCUGCUGAGGUUCCCAUGAUGUCCCCAAAUGGGUCAAUCCCCCCCAUCCACGUCCCGCCAGGAUACAUCUCACAGGUGCUGGAGGACACCACAGGGGUUCGCCGGGUGGUGGUGACCCCCCAGUCUCCCGAGUGCUACCCUCCCUCCUACUCUCCGGCUCUCUCCCCAACACACCACCUGCCCCCGUACCUCCCUCACCCCCACUUCAUUCCCAACUCUCACUCUUUCUAUCCCCCUGUCAGCCCCGGGGAGCUGCCGCCCCACCAGUACUACCAGCACCACCUUCCCCCCAUGUACGGCGAUCCAGAAAUAAUCCCAGUUUAUGGGAUGUCAAACUACAUCUCAGGCAGAGAGGAGACGUACAGUAAGCCACAGCCCAAAAAGAUAAAGGAACAGAGACAACUAGAGCGACAGAAUCGACUGAAUUCCCCUCCCUCCACCCUCUAUAAGGGAAGUCUGGGGCCAGCACACAACGGAUACAGCAACAAAUCGCUCACCCCAUCGCUCGGGUCGGUGGGGUCGGGGGGCGGAGUCGGCAGUCCUGGGGGCAAGAAGCCGGAGAGACGACUCCGCAGCAGUCCGCGAAACAGUGAACCCGACACGCACACACAAGAUCAUGAUUCAGAGGGGAAGCGUGUUCAAGACAUGCUGUCUACAAUCGACAAACCACAGGUGUCUAAUGUUCAGGCACGGGCUGCACGGCUAUCCUGGGCCCCCCCAGCAGGGCUGGUGAACAGGCACAGUAACGGGAUGCCUGUUUCCUGCUCUUAUGAGGUCUCUCUCUCGGAUAAGGGGCGAGACGGAAAGUAUCGUCCCAUAUACAGUGGGGAAGAAUUGGAAUACCAUCUGAAAGACCUAAGGCCAGCGACAGACUACCACGUACGGGUGUCGGCAAUGUACAACUCGGUUCGAGGCUCGUGUUCAGAGGCCGGCUCCUUCACCACACACUGCAGCGUCCCUGAUGUCCCGUUAACCCCGAAGCUCUCCCACCGCACCAAGAGCACCCUCACCCUACAGUGGAAGCCCCCAGGCGACAACGGAUCCAAAAUCACAAACUACCUUCUCGAGUGGGAUGAGGGAAAGAAGAACAGUGUUUUCAGAGAAUGUUACUUUGGGAGCCAGAGACACUGUAAGCUGACACGACUGUUCCCCGCCUGUGGGUACACGUUCAGAGUGGCUGCACACAACGACAUUGGCACAAGUGGCUUCAGUACGGAGGUGGUGUUUUACACCAUGGGCACUCUGCCCGCUCUGCCUCUGGCACCGCGGUUGGUCAGGGCCGGGGUGUCCUGGGUGACCCUGGAGUGGGGGCGUCCCGAGGGCAGUCCCAGCGAGGAGCAGCUCAAAUACACACUCGAGAUCCAGGAGGACAACAGCGGAACAGACUUUCAUCCAAAGUACACUGGAGAAAACUUGACCUGUACUGUACAAGGCCUGAAGAGGAGUACACAGUAUAAAUUCAGGCUCAUAGCGUCAAACAUGGAGGGAAAGAGCAGUCCCAGCGAAGUGUUGGUGUGCACCACCAAUCCAGACAAACCCGGCCCUCCAUCUACCCCCUGUGUCACCGAACCUACACCCUGCGGAUUUACUGUCACAUGGGAUCCUCCCCAGGACAACGGAGGCUCCGAGGCUCUUACGUACCUGCUAGAGAUCUCAGAGGGCUGCUCUGAAGCGAGCCAGUGGGAUGUAGCGUACAGCGGUCCAGCAACAGAAUGUGUGUGCGAGCGCCUGACACCUGGGACCUACUACCGCCUACGUGUGUGUAGCAUCACCACCGGAGGACACAGCCCGUGUACUGUCAGCGUUCCGGUCCGUACAUUAAGCGUCCCGCCAGGGCCCUGCCAGCCGCCGAGGAUUGUGGGUAAAGCCAAACACAAGGAAGUGCAGUUAGAGUGGGACUCCCCGGUGUCUGAGGGAGUAUGUGAGGAGUUUGUGUUCAGUCUGGAGAUGAGCGAGGGCGACGCUAAGCCGGCAGAGGUGUACCACGGCUCGGAGCUGCAGUGCACCGUUGUUAGUUUGCUACCCGGUGCCACGUACAGCUUCCGACUGAGGGCAGCCAACGAGGCCGGGUUCGGAGCGUACUCUGAGCCGACGGAGGUGACGACUGCAGCAGGUCCUCCCGGCCAGUGUGGGGCGCCACUCAUCACUCUCACCAGUAACACCUGUGUAACGCUCAACUGGGAGAGCCCUGAAGGUUCGGGUACAGACAUCUCUGAAUAUCGUUUGGAGUGGGCGAGGGAAGACGAGCCCAUGGAGCUCAUCUACUGCGGAUCGGCCACGCAGUGUGAACUGUCAGACCUGACGCCUGCCACGGAUUUCUGCUGCAGGCUACAGGCGGUGAAUCAGGCGGGCGCCGGUCCCUACAGCGACCAGGUGAGUUUCCGGACCCCGGCAACGAACCCGGACCAGGUGUCCUCCCUGGCCCUCCUGGACCUCCCGGCCUCCUCGGAGACGGGUCACUCCCCGUCGACCUGCCUCCUCCUGAAGUGGGAGGAGCCGAACAGCAACGGGGCGGAGAUCAGCUCUUACGUCAUCACCCUGGAAGACCAAACCAUCACUGUGGAAUCGGGGACAAGUCACCUUGUCACAGGCCUGCAGCCCGACAGCGAAUACAGUGUGCAGAUCCAGGCGGUCAACGCCAUUGGCUCCAGUCCGUCGAGUCCGGCGCUGCUAGCGAGGACACGCCCCCUCCCCCCAGCCCCGCCUCCGCUCGAAUGCUCCGCCGCCGGCCCUCAGAGCCUGAAGCUAAAGUGGGGCGAGAACGCCAGCCACACGCGCGCCCUGCUCGCUGACGACAUGGUCUACACACUACAAAUGGAGGACAAGAACCACAGGUUCGUGACCAUCUACCGGGGUCCCAGUCACACCUACAAGGUCCAGCGAUUGAUCGAGUCCAGCAGCUACAGCUUCAGAAUACAGGCCAUCAGUGAUGCUGGAGAGGGUCCUUUCUCUGACACACAUACCUUCUGCACCACCAAGUCUGUACCACCUGCCCUCAAAGCCCCCAGAGUGCACCAACUGGAGGGGAACACGUGUGAGAUCACAUGGGAGACCAUCCCACCAAUGAGAGGAGAUCCUGUGAGCUACGUACUCCAGGUGCUGGUGGGACGCGAGUCGGAAUACAAACAGGUUUUUAAGGGAGAGGAGGGCGCGUUCCAAAUCUCCGGUCUCCAGGGCAACACAGACUACCGUUUCCGCGUGGGAGCCUGCCGCCGUUGCCAGGAUACGUGCCAGGAGCUGUGCGGACCGCUGAGCCCCUCCUCCUUGUUCACGCUGCGUCGCCAGGAGGCGUCGUCGUCGGGGGAACAGUGCGCCAUGGAGACGGGCAAAGGGGUGGGCCUGAUUUCGAGCGACGAGCGCUUCGCGGCGCUGAUCGUGUGCGUGUUCGCGGGCUUCUCCAUCCUCAUCGCCUGCUUGCUACAGUACUUCUUUAUGAAGUGAGGGAAUUUUAACAAUAGGAUAGAAAGAGAAAGCAAAAAUCACAGAAAAAAACUUUUCAAAAAACGUCUAUGAAAGAACCGAAUGAAAUCAAAAGAAACACUUGAUGUACUUCUAAGGCUAUGUAUGUUUUUUUUGUUGUUGUUGUUGUUUUUUUUUUUAGUCAAAGUAUCGAUUCAGGCUUUUCUCACCUGUUGUCUUCUGCCUUCACUCAGUUCGGUCUCAUUUCUUUCUAUGUCUCUGUUGUCUUUGUAUCACCGUCUGUCUCCUUUGUUAAGGAUUUCUGUCGAGGGAAGCCUUGUCCUUGUACCUCGGUUGGGAAAGUAAAAACUGAUAAUCAAGCCUUAAAAUAGCUGUGAGCAAAGCAGUUGCUCCUCAGACUGACUUGCAUGUUAUGUUUUUUUUUUUGUAUCUUUUUAAAACAUAUUCAAUUAGAAAACGUGUAUAUUUCUUGACGGUCAUUGCCUUACUUUUUUUUGUUUUGUUCAUUUUUCAGUGUUUAAUUUGCUUUUUUUUGUUUUUUUGCUGCAGUCUUUAUUCAUUCAGCCAUAUUCAAAUGUAGGCCUUCAAAGCUUUAGCUGUUCAUACUUAUUCAGUUUUUUUUACUACUCUACAGGCUGUCGGUCAGUUCGUGCUCCUGCUCCCGAUGCGCGGACGCACGUGCAGACGUAACUGCACACGCGUGUAGAACUUCACACACACACACACACAUGCAAUGACAAUUACAAAGAAACAUUAGCCAUCCUAAGAAGUCAAUCACACAUCAACUGUUAACACUCAAUCACUCACUUGUUCCGCUACCAAAGUGAUGCAAUCUGUGUGUGGUGUAAGAUGCUGCUAUCCUGUGAUUUUUAUUAUAUCUAAGAAAGAAUGGAAAACCGGUUAUCUAAUAUAUAUACACAGUAUAUAUAUUGAAAUAUAUAUAUAUAUAUAUAUAAAUAUAUAUUAUAGCAAAUAUCCAUAAUGCUAUAAAAGUGAUGUAAUAUAAGUGAUGGCAAUGUAAGUACAGUGUAAAAGGGGAGGCGUGGACUGUAGGUGCUCACAAACAGCAGCUCUGAGGUCAGUUCAGCAGCUCGCUCACAAGGUUGAAGGAGCCCUUACAAACGCUGGUCUCGGAUCAGAAUAUGAACCCUCGUAGGUAUUCGUAUGUUGGGCAUAAAACGGCUUUCGGAAGCCAGACUGGGAUCGUCAGUGGUUGCAGUUGUUUUUUUUUUUGUUUGUUUUAUGUUUUUUUAACUAGGA
Messenger RNA from Stegastes partitus (bicolor damselfish), 4998 nucleotides. RefSeq names its product fibronectin type III domain containing 3Ba (gene fndc3ba). Bases 124 to 3759 code for a protein of 1211 amino acids. The record is from RefSeq and is a predicted model, not a curated record. Lineage: Eukaryota; Metazoa; Chordata; Actinopteri; Pomacentridae. Gene Ontology annotation, molecular function: protein binding. The transcript is spliced from 27 exons.